Messenger RNA from Oryza sativa Japonica Group (Japanese rice), 1833 nucleotides. RefSeq names its product transcription termination factor MTERF8, chloroplastic. Gene Ontology annotation, molecular function: double-stranded DNA binding. Gene Ontology annotation, biological process: regulation of DNA-templated transcription. NCBI's taxonomy places the organism in Eukaryota, Viridiplantae, Streptophyta, Magnoliopsida, Poales, Poaceae. The record is from RefSeq and is a predicted model, not a curated record.
AACGGACUAAGAGCCCAGAACGACUUGUUUUGUGGGCGUGGAGGGAGUACUAGGCUCAUCGUCUCAUCCCCUCCGCGACCGCGAGCGCCUGCGGAGCUGCGCCUCCCAAGCUGCGGAUUACACAACCUCGGUCAAAAAAAUCACCCACUCUCUCCCCGCCACGUCUCCCCUCCCCGGCCAUGGGAGCGGCCAUGCUCCUCGCUCCCAUGCCUCUCCUCCUCCUCGCCUCCACUCCCCUCGCCGCCGUCCACCUCCCCACCCGCUGCCGCCUCCGCCUGCAGCUCCUCUCCCGCGCCGCGCCCGAAGCCGCCUCCGCCACCACCACCACCACCACCGCGCCCGACAACCACUUCUCUGUCGAGGAAUACCUCAUCUCCAACUGCAAUCUCACCCAGCCACAGGCCCACAAGGCGUCCAAGAGCAUCGCCCACCUCAAGUCCCGCUCCAACCCCGACGCCGUCCUCGCCUUCCUCGCCGACUUCGGCCUCUCCCCCAAGGAGGUCGCGGCCAUUGUUGCCUCCAACCCGCGCAUCCUGUGCGCCCGCAUCGACCGCUCCCUUGCACCCAUCUGCUCGGAGCUCCGCGCCGUCGGCCUCUCCCCCUCCCAGAUCGCCCGCCUCGCCCAGAUCACCGGCCGCUACUUCCUCUGCCGCAGCUUCGUCUCCAAGGUGCGGUUCUGGCUCCCCCUCUUCGGCUCAUCGGAGAGGCUUCUCCAGGCCAGCGACUGGAACUACUGGCUCCUCACCUCCGACCUCGAGAAGGUGGUCGAGCCCAACGUCUCCUUCCUCAAGGAAUGCGGGCUAAGUGCUCGUGAUAUUUCCAAGCUGCUCGUGGCCGCGCCGCGGCUUGUCACCAUGCACCCGGAUUACGUCAAGGACGCCGUGCGGCGUGCCAUCCAGCUCGGCGUGGCCCCGGGCUCCCAGAUGUUCCGGCACGCGCUCUCCACCGCCGGCUGCAUCGGCCAGGACAAGAUCGACGCCAAGGUCGCCGUCCUGAAGGAGAGCCUCGGGUGGUCGCAGGAGGAGGUGAACCUGGCCGUGAGCAAGGCGCCGCGGAUCCUGGUCGCGUCCGAGGAGAGGCUGCGCCGCAACGCGGAGUUCUUGAUCGACGAGGUCGGGCUGCAGCCGCAGUACGUCGCGCGGCGGUCGGUGCUGCUCAUGUACAGCCUCGAGAGGAGGCUGGUGCCCCGCCAUCUCGUGGUGAAACUUCUCAAGGAGAGGGGUCUGAUCGAGCAAGACCGGUGCUUCUUCAACGCGGUGGCGCCAACUGAAGAGAAGUUCUUGGAGAAGUUUGUUGUCCCCUUUGAGGGGUGCGUCCCGGGUCUCGCCGACGCCUACGAGUCUGCCUGUGCCGGGAAGACGCCGGUGCAAGCUGAGUAGUGACCGGACUUGGGGGAGAACAAUGGAGGCUUACACUCUAGCUGGCUUCUGGCAUGAUCAGCGAUCACGAUGUCCUGAUGUGCAUCUUCCAAUUCCAAGUUGAACGAGAGAAAGUGAAGAACCAUCUGAGCAAAGAUAUAACUAGAUAAAUUGCGGGACUAGGGAAGAACACUCUACAUAAGGAGAUGGAAAAGGUUGAUCUGGUUCUCAGCAAAUCAUCAGAAUGAGGAGUGUUCCUCUACGGCAUAGAACAAGUUGCGGCUGAAGCUUUAGAAGAGGUUAUUUUUCAAGCUGUUCAACUGGAUAGGCAGAGGCUUUCCUAUCGUAUACUAGCAUGUUUCUUGGAUUGCAUGCCUACUGUUGCAAAGCAAAAACUUAGGCAACCCAAGAUUAGAAAAAGCACUACUCCAUAUACUUCAUUCACCCGUUUCUAAAUAUUUGACACCGUUGAUUU